ACAAAUCGGAAGACGAGGAAAGGAGGCGGGUGUUGGGGUAGUAAAAAGUGAAGUUUCCUCCGCGUUUUUUUUCCGGCUUUUUCUGGAUGUCAAGUUUCCUGUCUCGCUCGCUCUCUCUCUCUCUCUCUCUCUCUCUCUCUCUCUCUCUCUCGCUCGCUCGCUCGCUCGCUCGCUCGCUCUCCGUGUGCCAGCAGUGGUUAGAUGACAGGGAGGCGGACGCACGCCAUGGACGCGACAGCAGGCGCCGUCCCGAGCUGGUAGGAAGAGCCGCUCUCGCGCCCGCCGCGCGCCACACGCUCCGGGAGGAAGACGCAGCGAUGUCGAGAGAAAACACCACCAGGAGUCUGGACAACAUAGACCUCGCUGCUCUGAGAGAUCCAGCUGGUAUCUUUGAGCUGGUGGAGGUGGUUGGCAAUGGAACGUACGGGCAAGUCUACAAGGGUCGCCAUGUCAAGACCGGCCAGCUGGCAGCCAUUAAAGUCAUGGAAGUCACAGAGGAAGAAGAGGAGGAGAUCAAGUUGGAGAUAAACAUGCUGAAGAGUUAUUCCCACCACAGAAACGUUGCUACUUAUUAUGGAGCGUUCAUCAAGAAGAGUCCUGCUGGUCAGGACCACCAGCUGUGGCUGGUGAUGGAGUACUGUGGAGCUGGCUCAGUGACGGACUUGGUGAAGAAGACCAAAGGAAACUGUCUGAAGGAGGACUGGAUCGCUUACAUCUGCAGGGAGGUGCUCAGGGGUCUUUCCCAUCUCCACUCUCAUCAUGUGAUACACAGAGACAUUAAAGGACAAAACGUUCUGCUCACUGAGAAUGCAGAAGUCAAGCUUGUUGAUUUCGGCGUGUCGGCCCAGCUGGACAAGACAAUUGGUCGGAGGAACACCUUCAUCGGGACACCCUACUGGAUGGCACCAGAAGUCAUCGCCUGUGACGAGAACCCUGAAGCCACAUACGACUACAGGAGUGACUUGUGGUCAUUAGGCAUCACUGCUUUAGAGAUGGCUGAAGGAGCCCCUCCACUGUGUGACAUGCACCCCAUGAGAGCGCUGUUCCUGAUCCCCCGAAACCCCGCCCCCAGACUCAAGUCCAAGAAAUGGUCGAAGCGUUUCUUGUCCUUCGCUGAUAGCUGUCUGGUGAAAAACCAUCUGCAGCGUCCCAGCACCGAUGCCCUGCUAAGACACGCCUUCAUCAGGGAUCUAGCAAACGAGAGGCAGGUUCGCAUCAUGCUCAAAGACCACCUGGACAGAACCAGAAAGAAGAGAGAGAAAGAGGGUCCAGAAUAUGAGUAUAGUGGCAGUGAAGAAGAGGAUGAGGAGGUGACGGAGGAGGAAGGAGAACCCAGCUCCAUAGUGAAUGUACCAGGUGAGUGGACGUUGAGGAGGGAGUUCCUGCGGUUGCAGACAGAGAGUCGUGAGGGAGGCAGAGAAGGAGGAGGCCACGGAGGAGUUGGCGACCAGCAAAGACAGCAGGUAUUACAGCAGCAAAGGCAACAGGAGCAAGAACGAUAUAAGCAGCAGUUUCUGGCUGACAGACAGAGGAGGAUUCAACAGCAGCACGAGCAGCGACAAAAACUAGAGGAGCAGCAGAGGCGUCAGCUGACAAACUCUGUCUUCCAGUGGGCGGAGCUACAGGAGGUGCUGCUGGGAGAGGAGGCGGACCUCCAUGACGACAGAAUCAUACUGGACAACAGGAACAAGAGGACUGACAGGAGACUGGACCAGACAGGCAGACAGCAGAGUGCUGAUGUGUUAGUAAGGCCUCUGGACUCGACAGCUGAACAGAGAGUUGUGCCUUCAAAUCAGCUGCUUCGGCCAAAGAUCCAGGACUUCAAGCCCCAGCCCCUGUCCCAGGCCAAGCCCCAGCCUGUACCCCAGCACCAGCAGCCUUCAUCGGGCCGGCGGUUCCACCGCACCCUGCCCAAGGACCAAACCCAGCUGCUGUCGCUGCAGCACGACCACAGACACAGGCAGAGGGAGAGAGAGAAGGCCCCUGCUGGUGUCCAGAAGCUAGCUAACUGUGUCACCACAGCUGCUGCUGCUGCUGCUGCUGCUGCUGCUGCGGCUGCUGCCGCCAAGCCAGGCUACCCUGCAAACAGCCAGCACAGAGCGAUGGAGCUCCAGGAGUCCAACCUGGCCCGGCUGUUGUCGGCCUCUGGCCUCCAGAUGCACUCUAGACUUGGAUCUGGAAGCAGCUCUAGUCCUUGUACUCCAGCUAUGCAAAGAGCACACCAAAACCAGAAUGCCAAUCUGCGCUCCAGUCGAGAAGCCCCGCACAGCAGCUCUAUGUCAGAUAUGGCCACCUCCCCCCUCUCCCCCUUCUCCCCCCUCUCCCCCUUCUCUUCUCCCCCCUUCAGUCCUCUUACUCCCCUCCCCCCAACAGCUGACAACGUUUUUUGGGACUUUGCUGACAUACCGCCCAAGGUUCCAGAACGUACUACCUCCAAGUUCUACUGCAGAGAGCUGGUGAUGGGAAAUAAGAGGCCUGCUUCAAGUGGCAGCUCUGUACCUGCAGCAGAUAAAGGAGGAAGUUCGGCACGUCACGGGAGCUCUCCCACCACCCACAACCAUCCAGGUUAUUAUCACCUUGACAGUCCCUUACUACAUCACCGCCUGCAACAGCACAGGAAGAUGCAACACGGCUCCCCUGGUGGAUCUCGACAGGGCCAGGGUGUGAGGCCUGUGCUGGGUCGACACCACAAGGCCACAGACUACUCUUCCUCCAGCGACGAGCUUGGUAGCAGCGAUGAUGAAGAGAGGAACAGGUCUGCCAUGCACAAUGAAAAUGGGAAGUACUUCAGAGGGAUCCCUGAUGGAAUUGUAUUACAACCACACCAGAAUCUUAACAAGCUUUCUAGGCCAUGCUCAGAUGAUACUUAUUUGCUGCCAGACCUCCUGCAGAAGACCUCAUCCUCCAGCCCCACCCAUAAUGGGCUGAGCCAGCAACACCGAACACGGGAACUCAACUACUCACAGUCCCCCACAGCCCCGCGAUCCCCAUCACAGCAAGAGCAACUCUCUCUGAGCAGCCCCACUGGUAAAAACACCUCCUGCUCGUCCUCCUCCUCCUUUCUGCCCUUCAUCGACCCGAGACUGCUGCAGAUAUCACCACCACAGAGCCCUACAGAGAGCAAACCUGAGCCAAUCAGGCGAGAAAGCCAGAGGAAGGGCUCUGUGGUAAACGUGAACCCCACCAACAUCCGACCGCAGAGUGACACCCCAGAGAUCCGCAAGUACAAGAAGAAAUUUAACACCGAAGUCCUCUGCGCUGGACUGUGGGGAGUGAACCUAUUGGUCGGGACAGAGAGUGGCUUGUGGCUGUUGGAUAGAAGCGGCCAGGGUAAAGUCUACUCGCUCAUCAGCAGACGCAGGUUUCAGCAGAUGGACGUACUGGAGGGACUCAAUGUCUUAAUCACCAUAUCUGGUAAAAAGAACAAGCUCCGUCUGUACUAUCUGUCCUGGCUGAGGAAUAAGAUCCUCCAUAAUGACCCCGAGGUGGGGAAGAGACAGGGCUGGACCUCAGUGGGCGAUCUGGAGGGCUGUGUGCACUACAAAGUUGUACGCUAUGAGAAGAUCAAGUUCUUGGUCAUUGCGUUGAAGAAUGCAGUGGAGGUGUACGCCUGGGCACCCAAACCGUAUCAUAAGUUCAUGGCCUUUAAGUCGUUCAGCUCCCUCCCCCAAAAGCCCCUGUCUGUGGACCUGACAGUGGAAGAAGGUCAAAGGCUUAAGGUCAUCUACGGCUCUGUAUCUGGGUUUCACGCCAUCGACGUGGACUCUGGAACACCCUACGACCUCUACCUCCCUACACAUAUCCAGGGUUCAAUACAUCCACAUGCCAUCAUCAUUUUGCCCAACAGCGCAGGAACAGAAGUUCUGGUGUGUUACGAAGACGAGGGCGUUUACAUCGACACCUAUGGCCGCAUCACCAAGGACACGGUGCUGCAAUGGGGAGAGAUGCCUGCAUCCGUAGCCUACUUGCAGUCUAACCAGGUGAUGGGCUGGGGUGACAAGGCCAUAGAGCUCAGGUCAGCCAACACUGGGAACCUCGAGGGGGUCUUCAUGCACAAGAAGGCUCAGAAACUCAAAUUCCUGUGUGAGAGAAAUGACAAGGUCUUCUUUGCUUCUGUGCUGUCAGGAGGCAGCAGUCAGAUUUACUUCAUGACACUUGGACAGAAUUCAUUGUUCAACUGGUGACGCCCGGAUCUGUGAUCAACUGCUGGUGUCUGGAAUCAUUCUAUUGGAAUUGAACGCUGACGUCUUGAUUAAUUUAUCCUGAAGGACGGUCCGCAUUGAUGUCUGCAAGCAAGAACAGCCUGGAUCUGUUUCUCGGUCUUCAGAUGUUCCCAGUCUAGACCCUUAAAAUUCCCCAAAUAGCUACACAUGUCCGGAUCUACAAAUGGACCUAUUGGAGAUUCUCUACAGUUCUGCUAGUGAUAUCUGUGUGCUUAUUUUCUUUAACCGGCUCAAAUUCACACUUCCGUUGGGGAUGCUUGAUGCUUUUUCGAAUUGGAUUUUAGCAAACGCUGCAGCAUCUUUAUCUAUUGGUUGUAUUUAGAACUAAACACCUAAAACCAUAAUGUGAAAAAACAACACAGGGCCUUUCCAGAUUUUUUUCCGUUGAACUCUGUGGCAAUUUAGAGCCGUCAGAUGAAGCAUUUCUAAAUAGAAGGUUAUUUCCCCGAGACAUCACUGCACCAGAGCAAUGAAAACCCAAAUGAAUUUGUACCUCAAGCAAAAGAAUCCUUUCAUCAAGAGGCACCUGGAUCAAGCUUUGGGAUCCCACCUCCGAUCCAAAUGUGCCUGGGUUUCAUCAAGUAUCGCCAAGGGCCAUAUCACCUUGUUCAACGAGUGAUCACACAUCAUGUUCUGCACUCAGCUGAUCUCAGACAAGUGAUCAGCUGAGUGAUCGGCUGAUCUGUCAGCUGAUCACUCAGCUGAUCUCAACUGAACGAUCACUUAGUUGAGAUCGGCUGAGUGAUCAGUUGAGAUUGGCUGAUCGCUCAGCUGGGUCAGUUCCUGUGGUUUAGUCUGAGCCUCCCUUCAACAACUUGAGCCCCUUCAUUCCACUGGUCAGACUGGGAUUUGUUACUUCCUCAGCAUCUGAGUAAUGCCUGGUUUCCAGUGCGCGUAAUGAGAUUGGGUUAGUUUUGUCUGCCUGCUGCUGUUGAUGCCAAACAGUACCGUGUGAACCUGGGUCGGACCUCUUCGGGUUUGUUUUCAUGCAGGAAUGCCUGGAUCUGUUCUAUUCUGAUUGGUGUCAAAGAGGCAGAAGGUCAGCAGCCUAAAACAGGACAAAUUAUGUUAUAUAAGUAUAUUCUAACUUUGAAAAAUCAGUUUUAUAUCCACAAGAAAAAAAUAUUUUGAAAAUAUGGAUAUCUGAAAAAAAAUAUUUUUUUCUUAGAGGCUAAAAUUGAUCAUUCUAAAACUUGUACAGGAAGUUGAAUUAUAUAGUUAAUAACAAAAGAUAAGCCUUGUUUAAUUUAUGUUGAUGUCAAGAUCACAUGGACUAAAAAGCACAAAUUAAGAUUUUAUAACCGUGUUGUAUUUUAGCUUUACUUACUGAAGUGAGGCGUGUAACUCCAGCGAGGAGGCAGUUAUUGGGGCGGGAUGUUGAGGCAUGGUGAGCCCACAGCUGCAGUGACAGUGACCGUGUUAAAGGUGCAUUUGUUCAGUACAGCUCACCAUUUUAUCCUGGAGAUUGCUUCUCAGAAAUUACUUCCUGUGCUCACUGUGGGUCAUGUUACUGAUCCCCGGGACCCUCGUUGUGUUGGGUGUGCCUUUAUUAAGUCAGUUUUAUUUGUAUAGCCCAAUUAUACAACUAUUACCCUAUCCCCAUCCUUAAAACACGUGUUUCCUGUGUUAAUUUGAGUUGAUUUAUUACCAUUUAGUGUUAUUUAGCAAUACGUGCUACACUGUCAAUGCUUUACUUUUUUAAAUGAAGGAUUUUCUGCCACAGAAAAAUGUUUUUUUCCUGUGGAACAAUGCAAACACUUCCUGUGCUAGCUCUCGGCAGUUUCUGUGCCUGUCUUUAGCACUUGUCAGACUUACUGGUUUAAAUUUGAAGUAAUUACACCUGACACGGUAUCUUUGGAUUAAACCUUGAUCGAUACUUAAAACAUUUCAUCAUGUCCGUCAUAAACCGCCAUCGCACUGAUUACUUGCUAGUUUUAAAAUAAGAAUAUAAAAUAUUGAAUAUUUGAAUGUUGAAAAAUAUGUUUAAUACACAGAUGCAGUAUAAUUUUAAAAUACAAAUAUUAAAUAUUUUAGUAUUGAAAACUAUAUGUAAUAUACAGAUGCAGUAUAGAGGAGACCAGACCAUGCUGGUUCCCAUGUUGGACAGUUCAUUCCACACUCUUCUUGCUUUCAUGAAAUCAGAGACAUAAAAUAAAGAAAGAUUUGGUCUUACAGCGAGGAAACUGAACUGCAUAUGAUGUGGUGGAACUAGCCAGGUAAUAAUACACGUUACUUUAGUACCUUGAUAGAGUCCUGCUCGGCUCUGGUUACAAAUCAGACAGGGAUUUCCCAUGUUUAACACGUUGCAACCCUGUAAUUAGUAAUUAGGGUGUUUGUAGCCUUAUACUUCAUUGUAAAAAAUACACAGUAAUUGUUUUUUUAAAGCGCCAAGGGGGUGUACACAAAUAUUUAGACAAUGACCCUAUAGUUUUAAUGCAAUAGGCAGUAUUAUAUGUAGUUCUGGAAAUAUUUUGUACAGCGAAAAGAUGAACAUAAUUUUAUAAUUUGCACUAUUUUGUAGAUAGUUUACAAGUGACAGGCAGUGUGUCUGUAUGUGCACAGAUUUAUGGACUCAUCAAUGUGAAACUUCCCCGUCAACAGUUUUCAGUCAUGUCACCCCACAGGGCCCUUAUCUGGGAUUGGUCGGCCAAUGGUGAUGAGAACACACGAGUUAGAAACCAAAGAACCUCAUCUCUUAUCUAUUUCCCCCAAUCAGGAGACAGUAUCUUCAGUUUUUGUUUCAUUGAGUAUGAAAUAAACACUUUAAAAAAAAGUUCUCCAAAAAUGCAUCCUAGUCUAAGAUGUCCAACGUCAUAGAAUAUAACGUUUAGUGGUUUUGAGGCAGGACGUGAAAAAGCCAUUCUGUUAAAUCGAUCAAUCAAGCUGCAUUUCUUAUAGUGCUUUUCUGUUAUCGUGUGUUGAUGCUCAAUAACCCAGCUAAGAAAACCAAAGAAGGCUGAACCAGGUCUUCUGGACAAAACAUCCGUUACAUAACAUACAUAACAACAUACAUAAUACUAUAAUUUUAUAUACAUAUAUAUAUAUAUAUAAAAUAUAAUAUAAUGUAAUAAUAAUAAAAUACUUAAUAACAAUGGUGACUGACAGAAAACGUUGUAUCCAGAUGAACUGGUUCAACAUUCAUUGACGUUCUCAUGUCAGUACCGUGGGGAUCAGAGUUCCUUAAACCAGAUCAUGGACCUGGUCUCAGUCAGUCCUGCAGACUUACUGUCUCAGAGAAAACAGCUGCACCUGCAGAUGAUGAGAUUGUCUGGAUAAUUGGCAGAACACAUUGUUUAUGUUAAAUAAAAAGAUCAAAUGUACUAGAUGUACUAGAUGGAA
This is a messenger RNA of Lampris incognitus (smalleye Pacific opah), 7562 nucleotides long. RefSeq names its product mitogen-activated protein kinase kinase kinase kinase 4. Gene Ontology annotation, molecular function: protein kinase activity; ATP binding. Lineage: Eukaryota; Metazoa; Chordata; Actinopteri; Lampriformes; Lampridae. The transcript is spliced from 33 exons. Bases 87 to 4184 code for a protein of 1365 amino acids. Gene Ontology annotation, biological process: protein phosphorylation. The record is from RefSeq and is a predicted model, not a curated record.